CAGAGGGGAUAAUAAGUUUGUGGUUGGUAGAAAAUAAGUUUUUCCUUAUAUUUCGUGCCCAAGAGGGAAGUAACAAGAGAUCAUAGCAGAGUGAAAGCACAGGUGCAAAGAUAUGGCAAUGAACAAUAACUCAUCAAGUAGUCUUAAAAGUCCCCUGUUGCCGCCAGCAUUAGCCGGCGAAGGACGGGCGGCGGCGGCAGCAACAAACAGGUGGUGGAAUAAAGUAAUAGAUAUGGAAGAAGCGAAGAAUCAGAUAAUGUUUUCGUUGCCAAUGAUCGUCGUGACGAGUAGCUUCUACUUCAUUAACCUUGUAUCUGUCAUGUUUGCUGGACAUCUUGGCAAACUUGAACUUGCUGCUUCAAAUCUUGGUAAUUCUUGGGCUGUGGUCUCUGGUCUAGCUUUCAUGGUUGGUCUAAGUGGUGCCCUUGAGACACUAUGCGGCCAAGGAUAUGGCGCAAAAAUGUACAGGAUGUUAGGGAUACAUCUACAAACAUCAUGUAUCAUAUCAUUCUUAUUUUCAACAGUGAUUGCUGUUAUCUGGUGGUAUUCUGAUAUGAUACUGAUUUUACUUCAUCAAGAUCCUGACAUAGCAAAACAAGCAGGGGUGUUCCUGAAGUUUCUCAUACCUGGAUUGUUUGCAUACGGUUUCUUGCAAAACAUUACGAGAUUUCUUCAGGCUCAGUCGAUUAUCAUACCUCUUGUCGUGUGCUCAGUUGGAUCUUUAGUUAUCCACAUUGGCAUUGCCUACACGUUGGUUCAUUGGACGGGUCUUGGUUUCAAGGGAGCAUCGUUAGCAGCUUCCAUUUCGAUCUGGAUUUCAGUUCUUACCUUGGGUCUAUACGUGCUUUUCUCCGAAAAAUUCAGCCAUAUAUGGCGGGAUGGUUUCUCAUACGAGCCAUUUCACCAUAUCCUUACAAACUUGAAGUUGGCUUUGCCCUCUGCUGCUAUGGUCUGUUUGGAGUACUGGGCUUUUGAGCUUCUUGUGUUAUUGGCUGGUUUGAUGCGAGACUCGGCAACAUCUACUUCGGUAAUUGCAAUGAGUGUAAAUACCGAAGCCAUUGCCUACAUGAUGUCUUAUGGUCUGAGUGCAGCUGCAAGCACUAGGGUAGCAAAUGAGUUAGGAGCUGGAAAUCCUGACAAAGCAAAACAUGCUAUGGCUGUUACUCUCAAGCUAUCUAUUAUUCUUGCUCUUAUAGUUGAUUUGGCUCUAUUUUUGGGUCAUAAUAUCUGGGCCGGCCUCUUUAGUGAUAGCCCGGAGAUAAUUAAUAAAUUCGCCUCCAUGACGCCUCUCCUGUUAAUUUCCUUUGUAUUCGAUUUCUUUCAAGGAGUUUUAUCAGGAGUGGCUAGGGGAUGCGGGUGGCAACAUUUGGCUAUGUGCAUCAACUUGGCAACAUUCUAUGUCAUUGGCAUGCCAAUUGCAGGUCUCCUUGCUUUCAAAUUUAACCUACAAGCUCAGGGUUUAUGGAUGGGCUUGAUAUGUGGUCUAGCUUGCCAAGCUUCUGGCUUAUUGCUACUCACAUUGUUUACCAGAUGGGGAAAAGUAGAGGGCUCAACAAAAAGCAAUAGAGAAAAUGAACUUCUAGCUUAAGCUUGAGUUCAUAAGAAUAACUAAGUUGACUUUCUUAUAAAAAUUUUAUUAGUUGAGUGUUCGUCUGAGCAAGUUAUUUCGAGAAUAACUUGUGUAUUAGCCACUGGUUGACUUAUUGGCCAUUUUUGAUUGAGAUUUGAGGGCUUAUUGCAUGACCCUUAAAUUUUGGUUUCUUUAAUUUUUAAUUUCGAGGUCGCUAAGGUUGAAAUUUAUGUCAUGGAUUUAGUUUUCAGUAUCUUGCUGUACCAACCUGAUUGCAAACGGAUCGAAUUUGGUGUUGUUCUCAUGCA
This is a messenger RNA of Nicotiana attenuata, 1878 nucleotides long. Its product is annotated as protein DETOXIFICATION 18-like. Gene Ontology annotation, molecular function: xenobiotic transmembrane transporter activity; antiporter activity. Bases 113 to 1588 code for a protein of 491 amino acids. The record is from RefSeq and is a predicted model, not a curated record. The transcript is spliced from 7 exons. Gene Ontology annotation, cellular component: membrane. NCBI's taxonomy places the organism in Eukaryota, Viridiplantae, Streptophyta, Magnoliopsida, Solanales, Solanaceae. Gene Ontology annotation, biological process: xenobiotic detoxification by transmembrane export across the plasma membrane.